Messenger RNA from Ceratosolen solmsi marchali, 1086 nucleotides. RefSeq names its product palmitoyl-protein thioesterase 2 (gene Ppt2). The transcript is spliced from 4 exons. Lineage: Eukaryota; Metazoa; Arthropoda; Insecta; Hymenoptera; Agaonidae. Gene Ontology annotation, molecular function: thiolester hydrolase activity. Gene Ontology annotation, cellular component: lysosome. The record is from RefSeq and is a predicted model, not a curated record. The coding region runs from base 72 to 953 and encodes 293 amino acids.
UCGCUACAAAAGGCCAGCAGCUAGAAACCUGAUUAGUAUUUAAGUUUUAGAGUUUUGGGAAGAAGGUGAUAAUGUUUUGUUGUCUUUUAAGACCUAACAAUGCAUAUACUCUUUUUAUAAUAAUAGUGACGUUAAUUCUGUCAAACAAUGUUGCAAAGUCUUAUCGUGCUGUGGCAGUUAUACAUGGCAUUCUCACAGGUAGUGAUAGUAUGGAGACAAUAACAAAUCGAAUAAAAGAGAUGCAUCCUGGAACACAAAUAUAUAACACUCAAAGGUAUGCUGGAUGGUCGAGUUUGGAGCCAAUGUGGAGACAAGUAGAGGAGAUAGGAAAUGAUAUUUUGUCAAUAGGCGCUGCUUUUCCAGAAGGCAUUAAUUUACUUGGCUAUAGUCAAGGUGGAUUAUUAGCUAGAGCCAUAUUGCAAAGAUUCCCCGAUCAUAAUGUUAAAAAUUUCAUAUCGUUGAGUUCACCUCAAGCUGGUCAAUAUGGAACACGUUUUUUACAUCUGAUAUUUCCAGACUUAAUGUGCGAAACUGCUUACGAAUUAUUUUAUUCAAAAAUUGGACAGCAUACAAGUGUAGGAAACUAUUGGAACGAUCCACAUCAUCAAGAGCUGUAUUAUAAAUAUAGUAAAUUUUUACCACUUGUUAAUAAUGAGAAGAAUAAAACAGUUUCUAAAUAUGGUUUAAUAAAACUGGACAAAAUGGUGCUUAUUGGAGGACCUGACGAUGGCGUUAUUACACCAUGGCAAAGCAGUCAAUUUGGAUAUUUUGAUAAAAAUGAAACUAUCGUUGAAAUGCAUAAUAGAGAUGAAUAUAAAAAUGAUUUGAUUGGAUUAAAAACAAUGGACAAACAAAAGAAGCUGAUAUUCCAUACUGUGCCAGGAAUACCACAUUUUGAAUGGCAUAAGAAUAUAUCGAUAGUAGAUCAAUUUAUUCUUCCAUAUUUAAAUUAAAUGAUAAAUAUGUAAUCGACAUCCUAGUAUGAGAUUGCAAAUACUUAACGAAAUAAUAGCCUGUUAUAUUUACAUCAUGAAGACUGUUACACUUAAGCAAAAACUAAUGUAAUAUAUAAAAGAAAUUUUAUAG